UGACGAGGUUGGACGCUGGCGCAUGCAGCGACGCGCACCGAUUCGCAUGAAGGACGUGGGAUACUACACAGUGGCCACCACCACGCACCCCCACUGGCCAAGCAGUACAUGUGACCUAAUCCAAAUAAGCCCAAGCAAAAGCGGCCCGGCCGGCGCGCGCAUCUCCGCCGCGUCCUCUUGUCCCCGUCCCCCGCAGAACCACCUCGCCGCCGCCAGCCCGCCACCCAUGCACGCAAAGGUGCCGCCCCGCCCCGCGCGCCCGGCCCUCACGUCGUCAACCCGCACUCGACGACGACGGACGCCGCACCAUGCAUGCGCGCGCGAUUGCGCGUGCUUCGCCGGCCCCCUCGUCCCCGUCGGCAACGACGACGACAGACUCGGCUGACGAGAGCCGCACUGGCCGGGGGCAGGGCAUGCAGUGCAGCGCGCGCCCACACAACACACGACGACGUACGCCAGCCACGGCAACCGCACCAACCACAAAGGCAGGAGAGAAUUCAUUGCCAGAACCCCACCGGAGUUAACACGCGAGCCCCACACCGGCACACACAGCUAGCUAGCAGCUCGAUCGAUCGAUCGAAUCGAUCGCCGGCCAGCCAGCCAGCCAGGGCGCUUGCCUGCUGCACGGCAGACGGCACCCCCCCGGCACUGCACCCGUGACGUGAUGUCCUCAGCUGACAACAGCUAGCUAGCCCGUACGUCCUGUGCAGUCAAGCACGUACACACCUGCUGCUUCUAACAUCAGCUCGAUCGCUAGCUGGUGUCCUACUUGUAUUGUUACGUCCCUGCACAGAGAGAGAGAGAGAGAGGCAGCAGGGACAGGUGAGGCCGGGAUUGAUGGCGGGGACGGCGGCGGCGUCGUCGGGCGCGGCGAUGCUGUGCGGCAAGGAGGAGAAGGUGCUGGGGGUGCAGAAGGCGCCGGGGAGCUGCCCCUACUGCGGCGGCGGGGUGGCGGCCACGGACGUGGAGGCCAAGUGGGUGCUCUGCUGCCUGCCGCUCUGCCGCAAGACCAAGCGGAGGUUCGCCUGCACCGCCUGCGCCAGGCGCCUCGUCACCUACCCGGCCAUUCUCCAUGACUAGAGGAACAAGAUCGACAUCGAUCGUCGCCCGCCCGGCCGGGUCCGUCCGUUCUUCUGCCCUUCAUCAUCGAUCUCCGGCGGCACUCCUCCGAUGAUCUCCAGACGAAGCGAAGCGAUCCAACAGAUGUGGCUUUGGUGGUCGCGCCCGUCGUCUUGGUAAGAAGUUGAACUCGAAAUUGAACUUGUUGGCAACUUUAGCCUACUAGCUAGCUAGAUCGGUUUUCAGUGCGGAUAUAUAUAUAUGCUCUCUUGGCGUUCUUGCUAUAAAAUGAGAUCGAAGGCCCGUCGUGGUUAAGCUAUC
Messenger RNA from Sorghum bicolor (sorghum), 1380 nucleotides. RefSeq lists its product as uncharacterized. The transcript has a single exon. The record is from RefSeq and is a predicted model, not a curated record. Lineage: Eukaryota; Viridiplantae; Streptophyta; Magnoliopsida; Poales; Poaceae. Bases 838 to 1080 code for a protein of 80 amino acids.